Zophobas morio is the source of this 3899-nucleotide messenger RNA. RefSeq lists its product as uncharacterized. The coding region runs from base 2443 to 3885 and encodes 480 amino acids. The transcript has 6 exons. The record is from RefSeq and is a predicted model, not a curated record. NCBI's taxonomy places the organism in Eukaryota, Metazoa, Arthropoda, Insecta, Coleoptera, Tenebrionidae.
AAAAAAACUUAUUCACAAGGUUCGCAGAUGAAUUGCUUCAUUCUUUUUUCAACACCCGCGCACUCACUGUGGCACCAGGAACCACAACUCUGACAUGAAAUCCACAUUUCUCUUGUUUUCGACCUAGAGAAUAUAUCAUUGCAAUAUAAACAUGCAACAUCGGCUUCAUCGUCAUCAAGAUCUUCAACCUUUUCAUUAUCACUGACAUAAUUCGUUUCUUCUUCAACCAAAAUCUUCCUUUUUGCUUUUCUUGAUAACUUUUCCCUCUCCUUUGUUGUUUUUCUUCUACUUCCUUUUUUAAUUCAUCAAUGUCUGGCGUGGAAUUUAUAUGUCCUUUUUUACUAGGUUUUCUUAAUCUUUUCCUUGAAGCUCCAAGUGAAGCUUGCGGCAAUGGAGAUAGUUCCUGAAUACUAUAAUAUCUUCGUUUCCUCGUUGACGGAAAUCUUUCUGUCAUGGACUUAGCUUUGGCAAAUCCUGAUGUUGAAGGUUCAACUUCAGUAGCUUCUGGUGUUCCAGAGCCUAAUUUAGGCAGUUCAACGUCUGCGCCUCCUUGUUGUGGUUGUUUUUGACCAUUUUGGUCAUGUUCGGUUAACGGUCUAUCAGUUGUGAAAGAGGAUUGGAACAUCCAGUCAGGAAAGAUGUUGUCAUCGAAGGGAUAUAUUCCUGUUUUGGCAAACGCGUGUACUGCAUUUGCGGGUGUAGCAGCCUUCAAAUACGCUUUAUUGAAAAGCCCAGCUACUUGGAAAUGUGUGACGAUUCUAGCAGGAUGUUGUUUAAGCCAAGUCUGAAUUUCUUGGCCGUAAUAAGUUUGGAGAGGUGAAAAAAAACCUACAUCCAGGGACUGUAGCCGGUGGGUACAAUGUGCGGGAAAACAGAAUAGUAUCACACCAUUAUCUUUCGCGUAUUGUAGCACUUCUAGGCUUUUGUGGCUGCUGUGGCCGUCCAAUAAGAGUAAAACCUUGUUUUCAUUCGAAGCUUUAGUGUAAUGUACAAAAUGUUCCAACCAUUGUACAAAAAUCUCUGAACACAUCCAACCGUUUAGUUGACAAUAGGCUUUGCUGCCCAUUGGAGCGUUGUCCAUCAGCUCAUUCAGAUUCGUCGAUGUUGUAAAUAUUUUCUGGUGGAAAGUUAUAUUUUUCCAUAACCUCGUUCAGAGAUUUAAAAUAUAAAGCGAUAUUAUUUUUAUUGAAGGCUUGUGCCCGAGCAGCUGAGGUGUUUUCAGGCCUUCUGAGAAAUAUCUGUGGAUUUCGUUUUAAAAAUCCCUGAAUCCAUUUAUCACCACCUGUUUCUUUUUCUUUGUUAAAAGGGUUUUUUAUAUUAUUUUUAGAUGCAAAUUCGAAAAUUAACUUCUUUAAAUCUUUUAAUGUUAAACCGAAGAAUUUAGCUUCCAUAUCCUUUAUAUGUUGAACAAAUUGAUCUUCCAUCUCCCGACUAAAUACUGGUCUUUUACCCCCCAAAUCUCCUUUGGUAGUGUUACAAUUGUUUUUAAAUCUUCUGCGCAGUGUGGUAGCAGGGACAUUGAAGAUUUUGGACGCUAAUUGCCAUCCCAUCUACUUUUCGCAAAGCCUCUACUAUGUUUUUUUUCCUCCCAUAACUGCGUCUUAGCCUUACUGGACAUUGUACUUGAGGCUGCAAGUGACAUUCCUCUGUCAUAAAAAAAGACUUCUCAGUUUUUAUGAGAGUCAAAACCUUAUACCUAUGAUGGCAUACUAUGCCAUCAAAGGAAAAGCUUUGGGAUGCCAUCAUAAGGAAAUUCGAGGUUUUAUUAAAAUCAGUCUCUGUAUUUUUUCAUUUACUACACAACCCUAAACUGGCACCUGUAUUACAUGUGUCAUAUGUAUAGAAAACAUGAAUUAAAUUGGUGCCCCUGAGUUAAGCAUAAUAAGAACAUGAUUUCAAAUUGAUUAAUAUGUAAAACUUACUUCGAGAGUCAACAAUAUUUCAUUUAUUUUUCUGCCUUUCAAGAAACAGCCCUACACUCACACUGCUUUGUAGACAUUCAUGUACCAGUAAGGAUAGCAUCUUGAACAGGUGAUUUGACCGCGAAAUUCAAAUGGUCCAAAAAAUUUGAAGGCAUGCCAUCAUCAUAGGCUGGUUUUCCCUAUUAUUGACGAAAGUGCAGCAUCUGCGACGACCCGACUGUGCGACGAGUGCAUUUUGCUCAAUGGUUAUUGAGGUAAAAUGAAUCACUGAAAUGGAGGCGGGGUGGGUGGGCGCGGUCCGCCCUCUAUUUAAAAUACUCUAAAAACAUCCUGAACGAUAAUUAUAAUAAAUUUCCUCAAUUUACCCUAAAAAUGCAAUUUCAGGGCCAUCGUGGGACUCAUAGACGACGAACUAGACAAUCGACUCAACCUAGCGAAUAUCAAAGCCGAACCUCUGAACUCUGUAGUUCAUUGAAAUAAAAUCUAGUGACUUUUCACCCGUUUUUUAUUUGUCAUUUAUAUGCCAUUUAUGAUCUUCUUCCUCCUUGUAACAGUCUCAUGUACGAAUGAGGCGGCAGAUUUGAAUGUAGGUACCACACUCUUCACUAAAGCCGACAAUUGCAAGGAAUGCUGGUCUUCGGAAAGUCUCGCCCUGUUAACUUCUCGUAUGAUCCUGGAGGACUUGCUUCCAAGCACGUCCAUUUUGGUGAUCGAUUCGAACGAAUUCGUGAGCGAUUUGGUGGAGUACUUUCGAAUGAUUCUUGAAACGGUACGACAAGAAACUCAUGGUAAAACUAAACACAUAACGUUGCUAGCUUUAACAGAUUUACUAGGGGGUUAUUUACACCACGCGGUUCUCCCUAUAGCCAAAUACGCGUAUUACGCUGGACUGAUCGAUUACGACAGCAUGGCCACGUUAUUGGGGCUUUUUGACGAACUAAAGUGGUUCCUGAGGACGAACGGACAAGGAUGGGCGAAACCUCUACCUCAAAAUAGUAAUGCACCCGACGAAAAAUCCAGUCGUUGUGACGCCACCAUCCCUUUGCCCUUUUUCGAUUCCAUUACUCGCCCUAGCGCUAUUGCUCUCCCUACGAAAACUUGCCCUUUGUACAACGUCGAGUCCAACACUUCGAGUUACUUGGUGAUGAAGUUCUUCGUCACGUCUUAUAAGUGUCUUCAGUGGAAAAACGUCAAGACUGAAAACAUGGGGAAGUUUCAGAAUGAGUUUUGUCACUGGAUCGAGGAACAGAUUCUUCCGCGUCUGCAGGAUGAGAAGUUCUAUUCGGCGUUUGGGGGUGUGUUAAGGGUGAGGAAUACUUUGAAAAGACUCGGUGUCACUCAAAACAACCUGGAGAAACAACUGGACGAAUUCCGGCACGCCGCAGAUCAAAGUCAAAACGAAAAUCUAGCCCCUACAAAUAGCCAAAUGAGCACAUCGUCCAUGAUUUUGACAGCCGUGUUAAUAACAAUCUUUGUUUGGUUCCUUCUAGGCACACUCUUCAUCUGCUACAAAAUGCGACAAACUAAACAAAAAGGUACUAGUUCUUCUCCUGAAGGAGGUGAAAAAACAACAACUUGUUCGUCUCUAAUCUCCAGCAAGUACUUCUACCCAGAAAAACCGAAGCUUUGUGUGGAAAAUAAAGGUAAUAAAGGUGUUCGUCGUCAUGAGAUUAUUAUCAAGGCGUGUCGAUGUGACAAUGCCAACGACGAAGAAGAGGGUGAUGAGACCACCCUGACGCCUGCCAGUGCGGGGAUGGCGGACUCUUCGCACACUGAUGGUCGCUUGCCGUCCAUCACGGAAAUGUCUGAACAGUCGACCUCGACGCCUAAACGAGCAAGAGGAAAAAGGUCACCUGGGGGAAGCACGACCGCGGGUUCGAAUGAUCCAAAUCGCACUGUGGUGAAGAAGCAGCUCUUUGAUAUGACGGAUUCGGAGAGUGAGGACUCUACGGAGCCGCCGUGAGUGUGAGAUAUAUA